Micropterus dolomieu (smallmouth bass) is the source of this 15034-nucleotide messenger RNA. RefSeq names its product HYDIN axonemal central pair apparatus protein (gene hydin). The transcript is spliced from 89 exons. Gene Ontology annotation, cellular component: axoneme. Gene Ontology annotation, biological process: cilium movement; axonemal central apparatus assembly. NCBI's taxonomy places the organism in Eukaryota, Metazoa, Chordata, Actinopteri, Centrarchiformes, Centrarchidae. Bases 254 to 14743 code for a protein of 4829 amino acids. The record is from RefSeq and is a predicted model, not a curated record.
GCUCGCGGCUGAAUUUCGGCAGCUUCAUCCGGUGUUUAUUCACCUACGGAGUGGUAAUACUUAACAUUUUUUGUUACUGCAACAGGAAAAGUUUACUUGUUGAGUUUACUCGAACGUUAAGUGACAGAAGAGAAGUUUUUAUCCAGGUAGAAUAGAUUUUACUGCCUAAUAAUAACAUUAAUGUAACCGACAGCGAGUCGGCAGGAUGACAUGCGUGUUGAGUAUUGUCAAGUGAAUUUUCCUAACUUUAAAAAUGACAGCCAAUCCGCUUCACGCAAGAACAAAGUGGCUCAGGAGCAAAGUGUCCCCGCCUUGCAAUUAUAAACUUGUUCUAAAUGAAGACACGCCAAGAAAGGUGAGUCCAUCUGUUUACACCCAGGAGAUGUUAAAGUCUACAGAGGAGCGCCUGGCUAACAUCAACGAGGUGCACCCGCCCCGCAUCCUGGAACUGCUUGACAUGAGCAAGACUACGCAUCACAAAUUGUCCUUGGUGGAUAUGGAUCAGCCGCUUUUCCAGCCCUACCCAUCUGAGCUGGUCUUCCAGAACUUCACUCCUGGACAGACCUACAAGUUACCUCUACUUCUCCUCAACAAUGACAAGGUUUCACGACAAGUGAAGCUGGAGAUGCAGGACUCGGAGCAAUUCCAUGUGGUCGGUCCAGAGGAGGCAUGUACAAAGGUUGCACCAGGAAUGUCUGCUACUUUCGCUGUCUCCUUUACCCCGCAGGAGAACAAGGACUAUCACCACAGACUGGUUUUUGUGACAGAGAGAGAACGAUUUGAGGUCCCAAUCCAUGCCAUUGGGCCACGUGCCAUUCUUGACUUUCGUGACGAGCUCCAUUUACCCGUCUGUCUUGUGAAAGCCUCCACAGAGAGCACUACUCUAGUUCGCAACAUAGGAAACUGCAAGGCCAUGUUCCAGCUACACACACAGAGGCCUUUCUCAAUAACACCCUCCUGUGGAGCUCUUGAUGUAGGCGAGGGCAUGCAGGUGACUGUGGAAUUCAACCCCAUGACUGCAGGAGACUACAGUCAGGACCUGCUUCUGCAUUACCACACUGGUGAAGAUGUCUACAUCAGACUUUAUGGGACUUGUGAGGAACUGAACAUUCAUCUUGAACCAGACUCUGUCCUGUUAAAGAAGACCUACAUUUCCCUGGCCAACGUAAACACAGUGUGCCUCACCAACAGGGGUGAUAUCCCGCUUCAGUACUAUUGGACGACAUGGCCCAGCCUGCAAGAGGAGGCCCUGAGCUUAUUGAGGGAAAGCUCAGUGCUCCAGCAGAAGGAGGAAAAUGAGAGGGAACAGUUGCUUUUUCAGUGUGAGUCUGACCCGACAGCGAUCCAUCGCCUCCCGCUGCUGUCCAAAGCCCUGCAGGAACGCAGAAGCCAGGCUGUGAAGGGCUACCGCCUGGAGCUUCCACACAGCUGCAUAACUGUGGAACCAGCGCCAGGUUCCCUUGCCAGAGGGAGAAAGGAGACAGAAAAACAGAAGGAGAGGGAGGGUGAAAUAUGGCCCAAAAUGACAGCACGGUUCAUCGUUGUCUUCAAGCCAGAGGAGGCCAAACUGUACCAACAAACCAUAUAUUGUGAUGUCACAGGCCGUGAAUCUCGUUUACCUUUAACAAUAAAGGGUGAGGGCAUGGGACCUGAACUCCAGCUCAGCUAUAACCUGAUGAACAUGAAAAACAAAGUAUUCAUUGGUGCCAAAAGCUGUUACGAGGUGCUGGGGUCCAACAGAGGACUGAUUGAUGCCCCUUUCAGGCUGUCAAGCCCUGACACCCCUUUUGGCCGCUGUUUCUCCUUUAGUCCUGAGGAAGGUGUUAUUCCCUCUGGAGCCAGCCAGAUUGUGGGAGUCACCUUCCACAGUCGCAUCUUGGGAACUUUCUCUGAGGACCUGCUGCUAACUGUCACAGGACAGCCUCAACCACUAACCUUAACCUUCAGAGGUUGUGUCAUUGGUCCCACAUUCCACUUCAAUGUUUCAGAGUUUGAUUUUGGAGAUGUAGCCUUUGGUUUCCCGCUAACAUUGAUUUGUACCCUCUUCAACACCUCCCUGGUGCCUAUGACCUUUGCCCUGCGUGUCCCAGGAGACGGGUUGGGGUCUCCCAGUGUGACAUGUGCUAAACAGGUUUCCAGUGUGUCCAUGAACAACUGGCAAGGCAGUGCUGCUAGAGACCUUCAUGCGCGGCCUGUGGAGUUUACUGUCAGCCCUGUUGCAGGCUCUGUCGCUGAAAUGUCAGAUGUCACCAUUAAGGUGACGUUGUGCUCCAACACAGUCAGGACAUACAGGCUGGCACUGGUGGUGGAUGUUGAGGGUGUCGGGGAGGAGAUCACGACUCUGCCAAUCAUUGCCAGGUGUGUUGUUCCUGAUAUUGUGGUGGAGACUCCAGUGUUAGACUUUCAAAGGUGUUUCCUCAAUCACUCCUAUGAACAGCAAGUGCAGCUGAUCAACACCAGCACUCUGCCUGCCUGCUUCGUCGUGCUUGACCAGGAAUAUGAGGAAAGUCCGUCACUGAUUUUUGGCAGUUCUGUACCCAGAGGAGUGAUUCUUCCUCGCAGUUCAGAAGCAUUUCCCGUGUUUCUGCAGGCUAAGGCCGUUGGAAGGCUGCAUCACACUCUACGCAUUGCUGUGUUUGGCAGUGCCAAGCCACCCUUGGAGGUGGUCUUGUCAUGUAUUGGGCAGGGACCCGUAGUUCAUGUUCAGAGCCCACAACUGGACUUUGGCACAAUCCCGGUUCUGACGGACAUUACUAGAGCCCUGCACCUGUCAAACCAAUCACCUAUUCCAGCCCACUUUACUGCUCGCAUGAGCCACGGAAGGUCAUUUUGGCGUGUUGAGCCCAGUGAGGGGGAAGUGCCACCAGAGAGCCAGCUGGAGCUAAGGGUAGUGGCACACCUGAAGGACACGCUUCACUUCCAGGAACGGCUGGAAGUAUCCAUCCAAGACAGUCAAACACACACCGUCGCUCUGUCUGCCACAGGCACUGGUACCACAAUUGUCAGUGACCGACCUUUUGCUCCCAGCCUUGACCUAGGCACAUACUUCAGCCCUGGGUCAUGCCAGUACCACUUUAAGCUGACCAACCAUGGGCAGCGAAUUCACCGGAUGCACUGGCGAACUGAGGGCUUCCUGCCCUUCACAAAAACCCGCAAGGGCGAAAACCCAUCUGGCCGAACCUUCCUGCCCCCCAUCUCUGCUCCCGGGAAGACGGAUCUCGUGGGCCGCGGAUCUAUGCUCUCCUCUAGCAGAGAGAAGCCAGUGUUCAGCCUUAGCCCCUCUCAUGUGGAGCUUUUCCCAGGCUGCUCCGUUGACAUGGUGCUGACGGGAUCUUCUGACUUUCCCAAGGUUGUACAGGAGCAUCUGGUGUGCCAUGGCAUUGUGGGUCGCAAUGACGGCGGUAAUAAGCACAUCAUGUCUGUACAUAUAACCUGCCGAUUUGUGGCUCCUGUUCUCACCAUUUCUUCCAAGCAACUGAACUUCUACAUAGAGAAGGUCCCAGGAAAAAGUCUAGUGCCCCUGUAUGAGAAGCUGAUCUUGGAGAAUGUGUCAUCUUUGCCUCUAUCCCUGGAGCUCUCUCUGAUCGAGCCGUUCUCUCUGUGUGACGCCCCGGGAGCCCUCAGCUCUGCUACCACUAAGUCCAUGGUUUUAGGUGACGGGAGGCAGGUUAAGUUGUGGGUAUGCUUUAAUCCAUCUUACUGUCGAGAUCGGGUGUCACAAGUCGUGGAUGAGUUCCUUGAAGUACACUUCCAGGGACACCCACAGCAAGACAUGGUGAAGCUGCACGCUGAGGUCCACUUCCCCAACCUCCACUUCUCCUCCAACACAGUGGAUUUUGGCUGUGUGCUCAACUGCACAGAGACUCAUAGAGAAAUCUCGAUCACCAACUGCUCUCCGCUGCCUGUGUCCUACCACUGGGCUUUUUUGGAUGACCAGAAACACUGUACCAUCAGAGAGACACAGAUGCUGGAGGCAGAGGAGGAACAGAAAAAUACAGUAAAGGAGACUAAAGAAGGGUGGAGCUUCGCUCUAACGGCUUCUCCUGCCUAUUCAGUCGCUCUCAGCCCCAGGCCUGGUGCAGAUGAUAAGAGCAGCACACAGAGCCCUCCAUGUGUCGAAGAGGUGUUUGAUAUCUUGCCAAUAUAUGGUCAUCUGCAACCUGGGAACCAACAGCUGGUCAUAUUGUCUUUCUACGGCCAUAAAAAUGUCAGCAGAGAGGUGGUAGCCCAGUGCCAUGUAGAGGAGGGGCCUACGUACGAAAUCAAACUCAGAGGAGAAGCAUCAGUAAUCAGCUACAGCCUUGACUCUACCCACAUCGAUUUCGGUCUACAGCUGUUUGAUCAUAAAGGGGAAGCUGAGGUGACCCUGAGGAAUACUGGGAAGCUGGGCUUCAAAUUUAGCAUCCUACAGGAGGACGAUGAGGGGGCAGACGAGGAGACUGGGGUACAGAAGAUGGCCCUGGAUAUGGACAAGCAGCAGCCAGAUGCACGGCAGCAAAAAGACAAUGAGCAAAAUGAUAAAGGACAGGAAGUCAUACCUGGCCGGCCCAUGGUCAUACCCAGUAUGGGUUAUGUUGCUGGUGGUGCAGAGCAAUCUCUGCGUAUGCUCUACAUCCCAGGAAUCCCUGGGGUGUUUGAGAAGCGGCUUCAGCUGCGGGUGGCUUACCUGCCACCGCAGGACAUCACUCUGACUGGAGUGGGAGUGUUCCCAAGGAUCAGGCUGAACUUGCCACAAAACCUGUCAGAUGAGUGCUACUGUGAUGUGGUGAAGCAGGCCAGAACAGCUGUGGAGACAGAUAGAGUCAGCAAGGAGCUUAUGAAUGGAAUUACCACUGGUGGAGGAGCAACAGCAGAGACCAACUGCACACUCACCUAUGAAGAGCUGCUUCACAUGGAGAUCGAGAGAACGUUGGUCAAACAGAAUGCUCUCGCUGUGACCGGCAGCCUGCUGGAGCUCAGAGACUCGCAAGGUUCCUCCAGAAAGUGGCACAGACUUAGCAAAUUCCUGCUCCCCGAGUAUGUUUUGGAUUUUGGUUAUGUCAUUCCAGGCAAAGUCCUCAGUCACACUAUAAAUGUCACCAAUACCGGGUCAGUGGCCGUGUCCUUCCAUGCCAAUCGCAAAUCUCUAGCUGGCACAGGUUUCAGUGCAGAAUUUGAAAGAGUGAAAAACCUGCCCUGUGGCGAGACACAGACUUUCACAGUUAAAUUUGACCCCCAAGGAGCCAACCUGAAGAUGGGGGGCAUAAGUGUUGUCAUGCCAAUACAGGUCACAGGUGGUCCGAUGGUCCAGGUGCGGCUGUGUGGAGUGGUAACUGUGCCGGCCAUCUCUGUUUCCACGAAUACACUACAGUUUGACACUGUGCAGUGCGGCAUGUGUCAGGUCACAGGUGGUCCGAUGGUCCAGGUGCGGCUGUGUGGAGUGGUAACUGUGCCGGCCAUCUCUGUUUCCACGAAUACACUACAGUUUGACACUGUGCAGUGCGGCAUGUGUCAGGUGAAGACAAUACAGCUGUUCAAUCACGAGUCUGUGCCCUGCUACUGGAGCAUAGCCGAGGAGGUCAAGUCUUUCAAAAAGGUAGAUAAGUUUCUGCCUGUCUACCAGCGUAAAAAGGUCAUGCAGGAUUGGCGACCACCUCCAGUGGUUUUUGAGAUUAUUCCCCGCUCUGGCACACUGUCCCCUGGUGAACAAGUCAACGUCCAGAUAAAGUUCAGCCCUGCUGAGGGGCAUGCUUACAGCAGGCAGCUAGUGGUCCGUGCGGCUGAGAGCACCCAGCAGGUGUUCAUUACAGCACAGGGGAAGGGUGAGGAGCCACAACUCGAGUUCUGCCCGUCUGCACUGGAGCUGGGGCCUUGCCUGCCUGUCAGCACUGAGGUUGAAGCUGAGGUCACUGUCAAAAACCCCUGCUCUUUCCCCAUUGAGUUCUACUCCCUGGAGUUCGACACACAGUAUCUGGAGGAAGAAAAGAUCCUCCGUCUGAUGCAGGGUUAUGAUGAGAACAACAUAUUACUGCUGCCACCCAGGGCCCCUGGAGAAAGUCUUCCCACAGAACUGCUCGACUACUACAAGGACUACUGCUCCCAGCUGAAAGCAGAGCUGAAGGCAGGCUCAGAUGAAAAAGAAGCUGGGACAGGUGACACACAUGAGGAAGAAGAGAGGUCCAGACAAAACAAUGCCAACCCACCAGACAGCUUGGCUUUUGCGCAUUCACUUGUUUUGGAGAUAACCAAAGGGGGAAGCAGUGGGAGACUGGGGCAGCUAGAGAUGACCCCCGUCUCCAGAGCAAUUGCCCGCCACAUGUGUGUUGACCUGUCACCUGAGGGUCUGGCUGCACGCAACCGCAGAGGCAUUGCUGUUAUUGUAUAUGGAGCCCCGCAGACAGAUAAGAGCAGCACAGCGGCUGCUCUCGCUCGUCACUACGGAGGUGCGUGUUUGAGUGUUGAUGCUGUGGUUACAGAUGUGCUGAUAAAUGGCGCAUCGCCUGUUAGCCUGACCGCAAGACGACUCUAUGACUGUGCUGCUGCGGAGUAUGCUGACAAGAAGGCUGAGGAGGCUGCUCAGUCCUUUGAAAAAAACAAAGAACCGGGACCUGCACCACAUCUUGAAUCCUCAGAUCCAGCUACAAAUUCAGCUGCAGCUUCACAUGACACUGUGGAAGUUCUUGCAAAACUCAGAGAGGACAGCUGCAGUAAAAAUGACUCCAAAGCUCCUCAGGAGACCAAAAACAAAGACUUCGCCCUUUGCCUGGGAGGAGAUGUGACCACAUUCAGAAAUCUCUUGCCCGAGCAGCUACUGGUUGAAAUUUUGGCGGAAAGAUUUCAGCUAAGCGAUUGUCACCGUGGCAUAGUGAUUGGCAGCCUGGAGUCUGUCUACACUCAGUCAGCAGCAAGCACGCUGCAAGUUGUUCUCAAGGCCCUUAAUAAUCGCAAACACAUCUAUGUAGUCAACUUGUCUGACUCCUACGCUGCCCUGAAGGCAAGGGAGACAGCACAGAGAGAAGCCCAGGAGGCUCUGCAGAAAGAGAAAGCUGACAGGGAGGAGCAGUGGUUACAGGAGCUCGAUGGGGAUGAGUAUGAUGCUCUGCCAGAAGAGGUGAAGGAACAUAUUGCCUUGAGACAUAGAGAGAAGCUCAGACUGCACAAACUCAGGGAGCUUGGGCGAAUAGUAAAAGUACACAAAGAACAGAGGAACCAGGAAGAGAUGAAGAGGCUGAGAGAAGAAGAAUUGAAGAAGAAGAGCAAAAAGCUGGCAAAAAAGGAUAAUAAAGAAGCAUCAAAGAAGAAGAGCUUGGUGGAGGGAAAGCAGUCAUCAGAUGCAUUGAAUGGGAGGAGGAUGUCUACCUGUAACAAGUCAAAAGAGUCACUAGUGGACGUAAAUAUAAAUGAAGGUGCCAACAUGUUGCAUCAAAACAAAGAGGCUGAUCAUUCACACAUAAGGACAGAAGAAGCCAAAGUUUUACAGGCAGAGUCUCCCCAACCUGAAGACAAGCUGGAGGGAGAAAUUUCCAGUGUGGAUGAGUUGCAGUCUCAGUUUAGUGAGUAUGAGCGGAUCCAGGAACAGGUCGAACACAUCCUGCAUCACUGGGACCGAGUCCAGGGCUUGUUACUGGUCCCGCUCCCCAGUGAAGAAUGUCCACCAGUGUCAGAGGAUGCUGCAACCGAGAAACAGACCCCUGUUGGCAAGAGGAGCAAGAAAGCCAGUACCAAGACAUUGUCUCCACUGCCCAGUCAGAUGGCAGCACCACCAGAAGCAGACAAGGCAGGAGACAAGGUGUAUCCACAAGACAUCCCUCACAUUGUGCUGAAUGUAACAGGGAAAGACUAUCCGAGUGCCACAGAACUGCUCAGCAGCAGCGUCCUGCCUCCACUGGAUGAAGUGUUGGAGGAUUUGGGGUUUGGACCUGGCGGCCCACCCAUCCUUCCUCCAACCACGUUCUCCAUGGUUCCUUUCCCCAAAACCAGAAAGCAAUCUAACAGUCAACUCACCUGUGACUGUUUCACCUUCCUGGUUCCCUCUGAGCUGGGCGAACGGCGUGAGGAGAAAAAAGAUUCAGAGGAAGAUUUACAAACAUCAGUUGUAAAGGUCAUGGUAGAGGCAGCAGCAACACCUUCCAAAAGUGGUGGCAAGGGCAGCACUAAGGAGAGUGCAGUAACAAAGGACAAGGAUAAAAAGGACGGAGACAGUCAGAGGAGCAGGAGACGAACUUCAGCCAAGACAAAAUCAAAGGACUCGGACCGGUCUCGCUCACCUCAGGUACACGUCUCCUCCAUGUCGGACUGCAUCGAACAGGACCAACACCAACACCAAAGGAAUUUGGAGCUGAAACGCAAGCAGAGCCUGACCAGAUUUCGCUGGGUUGUACCCCCCAACAGUGAAGUGGUUCUGAAGAUCUGGUUCUACUCAGACUCCCCAGGGAAGUUUGAACAGACUUUCAACUUUGAGCUACUGGGCACCAAGAGACACUACCAGCUCCCCUGCAGAGGACUUUGCACCUAUCCCUCCAUCUGCAAAGACUACAUGACUCUUUUUGCCCUCAGUAAGAAGGUGCCACAAAUGACAGAAGGGACCCAGAAGACUUAUGUUAUCACACCUGGAUACUUUGAGUUUGGACCAUUACUCUGUGGCAAGACCAGAGACAGAUACAAGGAAAAUAAGUACCCAGAGAACACAGAGAGACUGGUGAUUCAUAACAAUUCAGGUCUGGAGGCUGAGGUCCAAUUCAGUUUCCAGCAUGAUACCCAGGCCACCACAUAUCUGCUGUACCCCCCCACCAUGACUCUCAAACCUGACCAGAAACAGGAGUUGACAGUGUGGGCCUACCCAACAAAACUGGGACAAAUGAAGGACAGUGUUGUUUGCUAUAUCAAGGACAAUCCAGAGCUUGUCAUUAUAAACCUCUCCUGCUGGGGUGUUCGGCCAAUGCUGGAGCUGGAAAGCAAGCAUUUGCAUUUUGACAGGGUUUUGCUGCACAGGCAGGACAGCCGUAGUGUGAUGCUGCACAAUAAGACAGCUCUGCCGGUGUCCUGGAGACUGCAGGGUGCGGAGGAUUUGGGCGAUGAGUUCAGUGUGCCACAGGAUGAGGGCAUCAUCUCACCUAACUCCUCUAUCCCCCUGAGCUUGCACUUCAGGGCCAGGAAGCCACUCCACAUUAAGAAGAUCUUACGUCUGGAGGUAUCUGACGUGGCGAAGAUUCUAGGAAUCGUACACACCGAAAACAUACAGGUCACUGCUGAAGCCUAUGAUAUAGCUCUGGACAUCUCACCAGAUGGCUGUCUGGACUUUGGAACGAUCAAAGUCUUUGAAGAGGCCAAACUGUCUCUCAGGAUGAAAAACCAAGGAAAAUAUGAAAUAGCCUACAAGUUCACAUUUCAGCAGACCAACCCAACCCAGCCAAACCUAGACUCCAUUUUCACGGUGUCCCCCCAGAGUGGUACUCUAACACCCCACGAGAAGGCCACAACAGUGCAGAUCCUCUGCAGACCCAAAACAGAAGUCUUAAUUAGAGAGCAACCUGUCCUGCCUUGCCAGGUGAUUGAACCCAGCAUUGGGAGUGGAGGAGAAACCAUAGCAAUCUUAGCCAUCAAGGUUUCAGUCAAGUCUGUCUUCUCCAGGUACAAGAUCACACCUGCAUGUGACAUUAACUUUGGUCCACGGAUCUACGGCUCCAAGAAAAGCAAGAGCUUCACUAUUGAGAACAAUGGAGUCUUUGAGACACGUUUUACCAUCUGCCGCAUGAUCAUGGAUCCUGCUCCACCAGGGAGGCCAGGGGGUCCAGGUAAGAAGAUGCCACAAGAGAGUCAUUCAGGGAGACCCACUGCUGCCAGUUUCAAAGUGCGACGUGAGUCCUUCCAGAAAGACAUGAGUAUUACACAGAAUCGCCUCACCAUGGGGGUGUUCUCAGUGUCUCCCUGCACAGGAAGCCUGCAGCCAGGGUCUCAGCAGGUGGUGACAGUGGAUUGUGUAGCUGAACAGCUGGGCAACUGGAACCAGGGUUUGCUGAUUGACAUCAGUGACCGUGACCCCUCAGACCAGCCUGACGGCAUACCAUACAGACUGCUGGCUGAAGUCUGCAAACCAGGAAUAGCAUUAGACAUGGCCUCCAUCUUUGAGGAACACCAUCUGUGCUACAACAGCGGUCAGCUCUCCUCUGAGCAGUUUUGCCAUGCUGAAAGCAUUUAUGUCCAAGAUGAGAACAAGUUUAUUUUCAACAAAGUCCUAGUUGGGCGAAGCGCUAAGGCCCGCUUCAAACUCACCAACAACACUAAGGUGCCCUGCGUGCUCAGCUUGGCCAUCAAAUAUGUUGCUUCUAAGACAUCCCGUAACGUUGAGGCUUUUGAUUUGUCUGCUACAACACUGAGCAUUCCCAGCCAGUCACACUCAUUCGCUGUGGUCACCUUCACACCCCAGAUGAUGCAGCUCUACAGUGCUGUGUUUGAGGCUACAAUGGAAGGAACCAGCAGAAUGACCCCAACAUUCAAGAGCAAGGUGCUAGAAUUUGACCUAACAGGAGAGGGUACUCUGCCCAGCGUGUGUGUGGUGCGUCCACCUCUGAGGAACAGUGGAGGAAGCCCAUUGCUGCAGUUCAAACGAGUAUUGGUAGGGCGCAAACAUUCCCUGCCCCUGGUUCUGCUAAAUGAUGGAAAUGUUCCGGCUCAGGUCCAGAUUGACAUGCUGGAUAAACAUGGUGUGUUCACCCUCAAAGCUGCUCGUGGCAACACUUGUAGCACCAUUGACUCCACACAGCUUGAGGGCACAACAGAGCAUCGGUUGGUGCACAGAGCCAUCCUGAGUAUGAAUGUUAACGAGCAGGUGGAGUUUGAGGUCAACUUCUGCUCUUACGAGCCCCUGAGCAUCAAGGCCAAGAUGUCACUGCAAGUGGGGGACAACCAGUACAGCAAAACCAUAAUACGAGUGAGCGGAGAAGCUUACCAGGAAAUUGUCUCUCUUGACAACAUUGGCAGAUCAUUGCAGGAAAUGGAUCAGGAAGAUGAUGAAGGAGGUAAUUAUGAGGUGCUGAAUUUUGGUGACUGCCAUGUUGAUUGUCCCUACCAAGAGAGUUUUACCAUGACCAACCACAGCAGCAGCCAGGUGGUGAGGUUUGAAUGGCCUCCAGCUGGACCCCAUGUCUUCUUUUCACCACAGGUCGGACACCUUCAUGCUGGUUGUUCUAAGGAAGUGACUGUCACCUUUUGCUCCAGUCAACCAGUGACUUUGAGCAGCAUGCCAAUGAGAUGCAAAGUUUGUCAGGUGGAGUUCCAGCAGCCGGUAGAGGAGGUAGCUGACUGGGACGACCGGCAGAGGACAGUGCAGUGGCUGAGUUCUUCCAAGGAGGCUUCAGGAGAACCACAGCAGCCUGUGAAGAAUAAGGUGAUAAAGACAGAUCCUGAGCCCUGCUGCUCUGUGGUUGAGGGUUCGCUGUGGGAGCUGGAACUGUGUAUCAGCGCAGUUUGUGAUUAUGUUAAGUUCAGCUGCAACACCGACAUCAUCCACUUCAAAGACACACUUCUUUACCAAACCAGGAUCCAUCAGCUGCAGAUAGUUAAUAAUGGCGCUGUCAAACUGGAAUUCUCCUUCCAAGUCCUCAUGGAACCAAGCAACAACAUCGUCAACUAUGACCAAGGAGACAGCAGGUCAGCAGGAAUGUUAAUUGGAGCCUGUCCCGCCAGUGUGAUGCCGCUUCUGAUGGGGAAUCCUGAGCGUCCGCCCGUCAGCAUCGAGCCCAGUGUAGGGGCCAUAGAGCCCGGUGCAAAGCAGAAUUUCAGCAUUCGCUUUUCACCUCUGGAGGUGGCCAAUUUUCAAGGCAGGCUGUUCUGCAGGUUGCCAUUGUCGGUGUCCUUCACACCUUGCCGGAAGGGUUAUGUGAGCUUCAGAUUGGUUCUGAGGGUGAAGAGGAAGUCAGAGCCACUUGCACUCACAGUUAAGGCCAAUUGUUUCACCAUGAGCACUUCUGUUCAAGUUGAGAAGCCAGACGGAGGCCUCAGAGAGAUAAGCCCUAACCACCAAGACACUCUGGACUUUGGAAUGGUGGAGAUUUCUGAGCAAUCCACCUUUAAUUUCCUGGUGUCCAAUCUGGCCAAAUUCAGCUUGGAAGUGAACUUUGACCUAACAGGCCCCAGCGAGCUGCUGCAACACUUGGAUAUCAAACCGCAAAAUGCUACAAUUGACGUUGGGAAGAAGCUGCAUUCGUCACUCUUCUUUUGUGCCCGAAGCAUUUGUAACCUCCAGGACAUCAGACUGAGUAUCAAGAUAACGCACGGGCCAACAUUUACCUUUGCCAUUAAAGGCAGGGCUAUAGCACCCAGCCUUGAAUUCUCCUUCACCAAGUACAACUUUGGCAAGUGCUUCCUAUACUCUCCUGGCAUGGUGCCGACCUCCCAGACUUUAGUAAUCAGAAACAAAGGCGAAAAGGACAUCAGUGUCCAGUGUCUGUUCAACAACACCUCCUACCUAGAAAUUGACUUCCAACCAGAUAUUUUGUCCCCUGGGGCUGUGAUGGAGGUACCUAUUAACUUCUGUCCUCGUGAGGCAGGCCGUUACCAUGAAAAAUUCACCUUCAUCUUAAACAGCUGUGUCACAAAACUGGUGGACAUCCUGGGCCUAGGCAUCGAGAUGAAGCUGGAGGUGGAGGACCCUAAGCAGAGGAAAGUUAAACUGGGAUCUCUCAUGUUGGGUCAGAAGGUGAAAAAACAAGUGGUUCUGGUCAACCGCAGCCCUUUAGACCUUUCCUUUACUCUGGUGCUCAAUACAAACACACCACUGGACUCAAGGGAUUUGUCAUUCAGUCCAGCAGGUGACCUGAACCUAAAAGCCAGUGGUGGUUCAUGUAAUGUUGAGAUCCAGUUCACACCUCGUCAGCACAUACCUCCCUUCACUGCUGAGCUGCAGGCUGAGUUUGCGGGCCUGUUACACCCCCUGCUGACCAUUCAAGGCUGCUGUCAGCGUGUGGAGGUCCAACUGGACCAGGCCCACCUAGCCUUUGGAGCUGUUGUCCAGCGGUGCAAGGCCCGGAAGAAGAUUGUCAUGAUGAAUACUGGGGACAUUGGUGCCAGGUUCCAGUGGAAAACAGUUAAUUUUCCUCCAGAGUUGUCUAUCGCACCAGCUAAAGGCUAUAUCUGUCCAGGCAUGGAGGUCCCUUUUGAAGUGACUUUUGCCCCCAAAGAACUGAUUAAUGACACAAGAUAUGAGAACCUGUCGUGCUGUGUGGAAGGCUCUUCCUCACCUGUUACCCUCACUGUGACAGGCUCCUGCAUCGUAGCCUCCACUAGCAAAGAGGUGGUGAAUUUUGUUUGCCCAGUACGUGACUCUCACAUCCAGACCCUGCACGUGUUUAACCCCACAAGCCAGCACUGCAGCAUCAGACCUGUCAUAGAGGGCGAGCAGUGGAGCGCUGCACCCUCUGUGAUCCUUGAACCCCUCCAGAACAAGACAUAUGAGAUCACCUACCAACCACUGACCAUGACUGCUGAUGGAAAAAAACACACGGGAUCAGUCUUUUUCUCCUUCCCUGACGGGACAGGCAUGCUGUACUCCUUGCAGGGAACUGCUGAGCCUCCCAAGGCAGAGCAUGUCAUUGUACACGAACUGCCUGCCAAGACUCACCACACACAGUUGCUCCCUGUGCGCAAUUGGCUCUCCAAGCAGCAGCGGUUCCGUGUGCUGAUGGAGAUCCUGAAACCUGACAGGCCAGAUCCUACAGUGUCCCUAAAGGGUCUAGAAUACAUUGAUGUCCCUGCUUUGGCCAAGAGAGACUACAAGAUGUCUUUCUUUACAUACAGAGAGGGGCAGUACAACACAAAGGUUACGUUUUGUAAUGUGGUGUCCGGUGAGUACUUGUUCUACCUUGUCACCUUCAAGGCCACAUCUCCAGGAGUCCUGUCCACUAUAGAGCUGGUGACCGCUGUCCGUCAGGCGGCCUCAGCCACUGUACAGGUGGAAAACCCUCUGACCACAGCUACCUGCCUCACUACUGAGUGUAAAUGCCCUGACAUCAGCGCCCCACCUCAACACACUGUGCCAGGGCAGUCCAAGAGUUCUCUGACCAUAGAGUACCAGCCCCUGCGCACAGGUGAGACUACAGCCCGGCUGACUCUGAGCAGUAAUGAUCUGGGCUUCUUCCACUAUGAUCUGCUUCUCAGAGCUCUGCCCCCACCCCCAGAGAAAACUGUCUACUUCAACACUUCCCUGGGCAACAGUCACUCCGUGCUUGUUAAAUUCAUCAACUACUCCCGCAUUAAAACAGAGUACUCAUGCAAGACUGAUUGCCCGCACUUUAUUGUGGACAAGAGUGUUGGUGCUUCUCCAGGUUUCCAGGCAGGGUCAGAGGCCAGUGUGGAGGUUUGUUUCGAACCUCAUCAGCUGGGGGAAGUGAGAGGCCAGCUCAGACUGUCCUCAGGAAUCGGUGGCGAAUACAUCUUUCCCUUACAUGGGAUCUGCCUCCCCCCCAAAGCCCAGGGCCCGUUUAGCAUCAGGGCUGGUCGCAACAUCACUCUACCCUUUAAGAAUGUAUUCCUGCAGACCACAGCUUUCUCUUUUCAGGUGGACAAUCCCUGUUUUACUGUCAAAGGGGUGGACACCAUCCUCUCCAAAAAGACCCAAAACAUCCUGAUAUCCUUUGAGGCCCCUCCAGGAGGCUCUCCAGGACCAUGGUUUGGCAAGCUGACCAUCUCCAGCCAGUGCUCCGAAGGCCGCAGCACACCUUGUUCUUGGGUUUAUUACCUGAAGGGCCAAAGCCCUGAGUCAUCUUAGAGAGAUAUGUACACAUACACCUACACACAUGCGAUUGGCUGUGCAGACUCACACAAAAAGACACACAAACGAAAUAAAUGUGCACAGGCAACCACUUGGACACAAGCCUUCAUAGCUUUAGCUUAUUUUUAUGAUGCUUCAAAUUAUUUAUCCGAUGCAUGAACUCCAAUGUUAAUGCCAAAAAUACAAGAGGGUGUGUAUUUAUUUAUGUGCUUUAAAUAAUUAGUUGUCUCAAAUGUCUUCAUAAAUAUUGUAAUAAUUAACUGAAUAAAUCCUGCAGAAAAAAACCUG